UACAGGGGUGUGUUGAUACAGUAGUACAUAAGGGAUUUGGCUCACCAUCCUCUUGCAGCCAGUCAGCUGUAGUUGAACAUCAAGGCCCAGUCAGCUCUGUGGCAGACUGCCUCUGCCCAACGGUUCACAUCCUAACACAGGAAUCAGGAAGGUUAAGGAUGACACGUUUGAGGGGAUUUUCCCUCUUCCAUGUGUUCACUGGAGUGCUGCUAGCAACACUGUUAUUACCUGGGUUUCUGCUGGCUGGCCCUGUAGCCCAGCGUUUAAAAGGAGAUGAUGGAACCAAUGAUGAGGCAAGCCCAACAAGACUAAUUCGCAACAGGAGAAACAUCAGUUGGUACAAGCAGCACUCUGACUUCUGGGGUUGGUACAAAUACUUCACAGACACUGGAAAUCAAGAAGGAGUUGCACAGUUGGAUCGCGUCUAUCUGGCCUACUUGCAGAACAAGAAUCGUGCUGAGGCACGGCGCUCCUACAAAGUGUACCUGCAACACCUCGGUGACAUCUACAAAUCUUGUGUUGAGUCUGAUGACCCAAACUGUGUGGCCUCCUAUACAAGUAGGCCCAAACCCAAAGCUGAGCCACCAGUGCCUGCUCCAGUUAAGUCCUGUGACCCUUACAGAGAUCCACACUGCUUGUAUUCAAUGGGAUAUUCGUAUUAUCCAUACCUGGCCCCGGCCCCGGCGCCUGUCAAAGCUGCAGCUCCUGCUCCUGCCCCUGCUCCAGUGAAAGCCGCAGCCUACCUCCACACCCCUGUGGUGAAGGAUCCACAUUCUGGCUACUACCAUUAUUCCCAAUUGGUGCAGCCCUUCCUGUCAGCUCAGCAAAGGGCUGAGCUGUUGCGCAUCUGUGAAGCUGAAGACGUUGAGUGUCUGCAGUACCACCUGCGUGCUGCUUACGGAUACAAGCCUGCUGCUGCCCAUGGAUACAAGCCUGCUGCUGCCCUGGGCCCAUCCUAUGCCCAUCUUGGCUGUGACCCUAAGACUGAACCUCACUGUCUCCCCCACCUGGUCCAGAAGGCAUCAUCUGGUCUGUACCAGAGUUAUCCACAUUGUGACCCCCGUGUUGACCCAUACUGUGCUCAUGCUGCUGCUCUGGCCUCUGCCCAGAACAUGGAAGCCCCAUCUUCUCCACCCACCUUGGACAGACCUUGCAACCCUCUCUAUGAUGACAACUGCAACCCUCUGACAGCCACAAGGUUUGCCAGCUUGGCCCCUCAAAAUGCAAAGGAUGAGCCUGCAUCAGAAGACAUGGCCAUGCGUGCACCACCCAGCCCUCGUCACGACCCUUACACCAUGUUCCGUGAUGCUUCUGCUGGGGCUGAUAUGCGUAGACGCCUGCCCAGCCAACUCCAGCCCCCAAGGCACCAACCGGAGGAUUCCCAACAUCCUCUGGGACCCAGAGGCAAGACCAAAGAGGGGUAUGACUGCUUCAUUGGCUAUGAUGAAGAGUGUUAUCCAUUAGGUUCCCAAAAUGAGCCCCGCUCUGGUGUGCACAGAAAGCCAUCCUUCCCUACCGAAGCCUAUGAGCCCCACUUAAAUGCCGACGGAACCAGAAAUGGGGUAAUUGAGCCUGACCCUCACUGCGACCCAGAGUAUGACAGAAAUUGCCGUUUACGCCGCUAUGAGCCUGAGGCGGCCGAACUUGCCAGUCCUUCAGCUCAAGAGGAGCAUCAGCCAACCCAGGAGCACCGUGAUGAGCAAGCCCACCAUGAGGAGGUCCCCCAACAUCGAGAGGAAUCGUACUCUGAGACCCCAGGCUACGACCAGCAGCAAUAUGACGCCUACAUGAGUGGGCAGGAGGAUCCAUAUGCUGGAUAUGGCCCCCAGGACCUAGGAGCAGCUAGUUUUCACGAUAUUCUGAGAGGUUACGGUGACCGGUAUCCUGGUCAGGAUGACCACCGUGCCUACACAGGAGACUACAGAAAGAAAUAAGGAAUCCAUGACAACGUAUGCCAAGAAAUGUAGAAAAGGACACAAUGUCGGUUGUAGAUAAAUAUUGAAAUGUACGCUAAUAGAAAAUAUGCACACGCCAACUGCCAUGAUAUGUAAAGACACAAUAUGGUUUGCUCAUAUGUAAUUUCAUGUUUUCUGUAUUUCUUAGCUUUAGAGUCUCAUAGCACUUGCAUAGGAAAUCAUUUAUUUGGUUCUUGUGACUUUUUGCUGAUUCCAUUGGCCCAUGUAACUUGACUGUGUGUUGCAGUGCCUUUAGGAGAUUGACUUUCAGACAGGGAGAGUGCUUAGUACUUUCCCAAUGCCCUUUUGAUGGAGUAGUAUGUGAAAUAGCUCUUCAUAUCUUUGUGAAAAACCCCCAAAACAAAACAAAUAUUGUUUAAGAGGUGAAUAGUGUACAUGAAUAUAGUGUAAUCGUGACCACCUCUCCCAUCUUUGGCAUUUUUCCUCUGUAGAUUUACCUAGCGAUCUCCCUACAAAUGAAUGUUUAAUGAA
Messenger RNA from Xyrauchen texanus (razorback sucker), 2447 nucleotides. It is a transcript of the gene and1, whose product is annotated as actinodin1. Lineage: Eukaryota; Metazoa; Chordata; Actinopteri; Cypriniformes; Catostomidae. The record is from RefSeq and is a predicted model, not a curated record. The transcript has 5 exons. Bases 159 to 1934 code for a protein of 591 amino acids.